This is a messenger RNA of Penicillium roqueforti, 3231 nucleotides long. Its product is annotated as phosphatase family protein. Gene Ontology annotation, biological process: phosphatidylinositol dephosphorylation. The record is from RefSeq and is a predicted model, not a curated record. The coding region runs from base 1 to 3231 and encodes 1076 amino acids. The transcript has a single exon. Gene Ontology annotation, molecular function: phosphatidylinositol-4,5-bisphosphate 5-phosphatase activity. Lineage: Eukaryota; Fungi; Ascomycota; Eurotiomycetes; Eurotiales; Aspergillaceae.
AUGAGUCCUAAAUCGCAACCGUCAUCCGCAUCAGAGCACAAGAGCCACGAGGCCGAAUACACGGAAGAAAUUAAGAAGUCAGGACUCGACGUUCUGUCACUUUCACGCGCGAUCAGAGCAAGGAAAGCCGAGUACACACGCCGGAGAUCGAUCCGAGUCAAGGUCGGCACGUGGAAUGUAGCCGGCAUCUCCGACACCGAGAAGGACGUUGGAAGGUGGUUUGUUCAGGGAGAAGGGGUGUGCCCGAAGUUCUCUGGGACAAACUACGCGCACGAGCCAGAAUCCGAUUCGCCCAGCAAGCCCGACGAGCCAAAAUCAGACAGCGAUAAAAAAGUAACUUUUCACUACAGUCCCGAGGAGGUAGACCUGUACGUCUUGGGCUUGCAGGAAGUGGUCGAUAUCUCUUCUCCAACAGAAGCGUUCCGGCCAUAUGUUGACCUCACACCGUCCAAGCGGUGGAAGGAAGCUGUGGAAAAAGCGCUACCCGGGGGAUAUAAGCUAGUAUCUGAAGUCCAGCUGGUCGGCUUGUUGCUUCUGAUAUAUGUGUCGCCCGCCAUUGGAGACAGUGUUGCUUCUGUCAGUAGUACAUCUGUCGGUACGGGACUGAUGGGGUACAUGGGAAACAAAGGCGCUGUGGCAACGCGCAUUGUCCUGGGCGAAACCACCCGUUUGGUCUUUAUCAACUGUCAUCUCGCAGCUGGGUCUGACAAAGGCAGCUUGGAGAGACGCAACUGGGACUCUUCUCAGAUUGUCCAGCGUGCUAGAUUUGACGCGGUUUGGCCCGAGGAUGACGGAUCGGGCGAAUCGGGCGAAGCAAUAGGAGAUGAAGAUUUCACUUUCUGGUUUGGUGACCUUAACUACCGCCUCGAUGAUAUCACUGGCGACGAUGUGCGCCAAGUCCUCUCUCGACAUACCGCCAAUCAGUACGACAAAGAGCGCCAAGAAAAGAUGUCUUCAAGCCCUUCUGGCUCUACGGCCGAUUCUGAUGAUGAUUCGCCUUCCUCUUCUUCUUCUUCUUCUUCUCCGGACGAGGAGACGGAGUCAGUCACUGCAACUGUCACCGAACCUGUCACCGACGAACAGAUUGACCCUCAUAAUGACCCCGCGUCUCUUCAAACUACAAUUGCCUCACUUAUCCCGCACGAUCAACUUAAACUUCAGCAAAGAAAAGGAUCGGCUUUCCACAAGGGUUGGCGGGAAGGUCAUAUCACUUUCUUGCCGACGUAUAAAUACGACGUUGGGAGUGUGGCCAUGUUUGAUACGAGCGAGAAGCAGCGCGCUCCCAGCUGGUGUGAUCGGAUUCUGUUUCGUAGCCAGCGGGAUAAGCUGAGACAUGAGAAGCUCGAUCAGGAAGCGGAGGAGGCCCGAAAGAGGGACGAGGAGAUGAAGGCAAGGGGACUGGACAAGGCUGUUGCCGAUGAUAACGUCUUGUUUGAUUAUGACCCUGAUGAAGACGGUGCGAACAGCGAGGAGUACAUAUCGGACGAGGAUCAAGCCGCUGAUGAUGAUGAUGAUGCAAGCACAAUUGCAUCGCUCGACUCUUGCUAUGAUUUAAUCCGCUUGGACCAUUACGUGUCACACCAAGGCAUUCUGUCGUCUGACCACAAGCCUCUGGAUGCUACCUUUACCUUGAGUUUUGAUGCAGUCAAUCGCGAUCUGAAAUCAAAGGUGCAUCAAGAAGUGGCCCGUGAAUUAGACAAGGCCGAGAAUGAAGCUCGGCCCGAUCUUACUAUUGUGGUGGAUAGACAUAGUGACCAUAAGCGCCCAGAGAAAGAUCCUGACACCGUCGAUUUCGGGGAUAUUGCCUUCGAUGUGCCAGCUCAUCGGUCCCUAACUAUUGCCAACACCAGCGGCACCCCGGCAACUUUUUCAUUUGCGGAGCGGCAUAAAGUUGUCGACGAGACAAUUACACAAACAGCCUCGUGGCUUGUUGUGCGUGUCUGCAAGUCUGCAGACAUCGCCCCAGACACCGGCCCAUCGAUGGCUUCUUCGUCUGAGAGCCACACUCUGCUCCCUGGUGAAGUAGCGAAUAUCGAUGUCACGGCUUACGUUCGCAACAUCGAACACGUCCGAUUGCUUAAUAUUGGAAAGGUGAAUCUAGAAGACAUCCUUGUCCUCCAUGUCGAUGGCGGCCGUGACCACUUUAUCCCUGUUCAGGGCCGUUGGCUACCCACCUGCUUCGGUUGCAGUGUUGACGAGUUGACCCGCAUGCCAGAAGCGGGUGCUCGAAGCUUGGCCGAAUCAAAAACCCCACACCCAUCCAUCACAGAUACUUCCACGGAAAUCCGCCUGUCGGCACCCCGCGAGCUUUUCCGACUGACCGAGGCGAUAUCCGAGCUGACAGAGCGCGCUGUUGCAGAGUGGAGCAUGACAAACGGUGAAUCCGAGGAGCAUAAAGCUCCAUGGGCAACGGAUCUUUCCGGGGGAGCCUGGCCUUUCCAGCCUGAUACAUGGACUCUAAAGGACCCACAGGAGCGUGCUAAGCUGCGAAAUUCCGUGCGUGAAGCUCUUGACACCAACAAAUCCCUCAGCUCAAUAUUUGCCCCUGAGAUAUCCUCUCUUCAUCGGUUGGAGGUCCUAUCUGAAACCCUCCUCACUUUCCUCAACUCGCUCCAAGACGGCAUCGUCACGGCGAAAGUAUGGCAAGACAUGGAGCAGCAGAUAGCUGCGCGGGAGAAAAGCAAAUCCCCUCCUCGAAACUGGGAAGAAAGCCAGUCCUGGGUGCUUGAGCACCUGGCCUACUCACCAGCGCACAGCGUAUCAUUCACGUUUGUCACUUUUAUGCUCGCCCGCAUAGCCAAUGAAGUGGCUCCAGUAUCGGCCGGUACGCCGUUGAUCCCAUUAUCCAAGCAAAAGAACAACGCCACCCCCAAUAAACCGAUAGAUAAGCAGGCCGGGGCUGCAAGCCAGAAUCAAGCCCAGUCUCCUACUCCAGCUUCCGCUACUGCCUUCAUAACCAGCGGCAGUUUCCGCCGCAAGAACCGCACCUCGAGCACAUCCACCAGCACCAGCCCUGACCCCCCACCUCAGAACCAUUCAAUAGCACGCCGUCAAGCAGUCGAGACUGCUCUAGCGUCUGUCUUUGCACUUGUGCUUAUUUCUGCCUCUGCUCCGAUGCCGUCUAAAGAGAAAGAGCGUCGUAUAUCUGAAGAGCGGAGGCGAUCGAUCAUUGAGCCAUUCUUAAAGAUGGUUGGGGUAGAUGAUCGAGGUCCAUCUGGGGGCCGGUAUUGA